Odobenus rosmarus divergens (Pacific walrus) is the source of this 1815-nucleotide messenger RNA. It is a transcript of the gene GPR161, whose product is annotated as G protein-coupled receptor 161. Gene Ontology annotation, biological process: G protein-coupled receptor signaling pathway. The transcript is spliced from 6 exons. Gene Ontology annotation, molecular function: G protein-coupled receptor activity. NCBI's taxonomy places the organism in Eukaryota, Metazoa, Chordata, Mammalia, Carnivora, Odobenidae. Bases 86 to 1735 code for a protein of 549 amino acids. The record is from RefSeq and is a predicted model, not a curated record. Gene Ontology annotation, cellular component: recycling endosome; membrane.
GAAGGAGGACCCAGUGGUCAGAGGGGCUGAGCUCUUUGUUUGGGUUCCGUGGAAGGCAGAAUGGGCUGAACUGGAACUGACCUAAAUGUCCACCAAAGGAGUGGUCCGGCAUGCUCUGCCCACCGCACGCCGAGGUGCCCUGACCAUGAGCCUCAACUCCUCCCUUGGCCACAGGAAGGAGCUGAGCAACCUCACAGACCAGGAGGGUGGUGAAGGGGGCGCCGUCAUCACCGACUUCAUCACCAUCAUUAUCAUCACCAUUUUUGUCUGCCUGGGCAACCUCGUCAUCGUGGUCACCUUGUACAAGAAAUCCUACCUCCUCACCCUCAGCAACAAGUUCGUCUUCAGCCUCACGCUCUCCAACUUCCUGCUGUCCGUGCUGGUGCUGCCUUUCGUGGCGACCAGCUCCAUUCGGAGGGAAUGGAUCUUUGGCGUGGUCUGGUGCAACUUCUCGGCCCUUCUGUACCUGCUGAUCAGCUCGGCCAGCAUGCUCACACUCGGGGUCAUCGCUGUGGACCGCUACUAUGCUGUCCUGUACCCCAUGGUGUACCCCAUGAAGAUCACGGGGAACCGAGCUGUGAUGGCGCUUGUCUACAUCUGGCUCCAUUCCCUCAUCGGCUGCCUGCCCCCUCUGUUCGGUUGGUCAUCGGUGGAGUUUGACGAGUUCAAGUGGAUGUGUGUGGCGGCAUGGCACCGGGAGCCUGGCUACACGGUCUUCUGGCAGAUCUGGUGUGCCUUGUUCCCCUUUCUGGUCAUGCUGGUGUGCUACGGCUUCAUCUUCCGCGUGGCCAGGGUCAAGGCGCGCAAGGUGCACUGCGGCGCGGUGGUCAUCGUGGAGGAGGACGCCCAGAGGAGUGGGAGGAAGAACUCCAGCACCUCCACCUCCUCCUCCGGCAGCAGGAGGAAUGCCUUUCAGGGCGUGGUCUAUUCGGCCAACCAGUGCAAAGCCCUCAUCACCAUCCUGGUGGUCCUCGGGGCCUUCAUGGUCACCUGGGGCCCCUACAUGCUUGUCAUCACCUCCGAGGCCCUCUGGGGGAAGAACUAUGUCUCUCCCACCCUGGAGACCUGGGCCACGUGGCUGUCCUUUACCAGCGCCAUCUGCCACCCCCUGAUCUAUGGGCUCUGGAACAAGACAGUUCGCAAGGAGCUGCUGGGCCUGUGCUUUGGGGAUCGGUACCACCGGGAGCCAUUCGUGCCGCGGCAGAGGGCCUCCAGGCUCUUCAGCAUUUCCAAUAGGAUCACAGACCUGGGCCUGUCCCCCCACCUCACAGCCCUCAUGGCAGGCGGACAGCCCCUGGGGAACAGCAGCAGCACGGGAGACACUGGCUUCAGCUGCUCCCAGGACUCAGGAACAGACGUGAUGCUGCUCGAGGACUACACGUCUGAUGACAGCCCUCCCUCCCACUGUACUUGCCCCCCCAAGAGAAGGAGCUCUGUGACCUUUGAGGAUCAAGUGGAACAAAUCAAAGAUGCCGCCAGGAACCCUGUUCUUCAUGUGAAAGCCGAAGUGCACGAGUCCUUGGACAGUUACGCGGCCAGCUUGGCCAAAGUCAUAGAGGCGGAAGCCAAGAUCAAGCUGUUCGGGGAGGAGGCGUUGCCCGGGGUCCUGGCCGCAGCACGGACGGUCCCAGGGGCUGGCUUCGGGGGCCGCCGAGGCAGCAGGACUCUUGCGAGUCAGAGGCUGCAGCUGCAGAGCAUCGAGGAAGGGGACAUUUUAGCUGCAGAACCGCGAUGAGGGCCUCAGGGUGGACUGGCCCGCAGAGGGGCGCCCCGGGGAGGGACAUCUGGGGUGCAGCCCACUCGGAAAAACGCUGA